This is a messenger RNA of Acanthoscelides obtectus, 529 nucleotides long. Lineage: Eukaryota; Metazoa; Arthropoda; Insecta; Coleoptera; Chrysomelidae. The record is from the annotation of a GenBank genome assembly.
AUGAAUCGUGGAUUUACUUCGGCUGUUUGGGUGUUUCAAGGUGAAGAAAAGCCAACAAAUGUCAUCCGUUCUCGAAAAAGAUGCGGUCAUAUUGCAACAAUUCCUCUUAAUGAGCAAAGUACUGUUACUGCGGAUUGGUAUACCACCAUUUGUUUGCCAAAAGUCAUCACUGAGCUUCGAAAAAUCAACCCCGAAAGAAGAAUCAUCCUCCACCGAGACAAUGCAAGCUCGCACACAGCUCAAAAAACAAGGCAGUACUUAACGGAAGAAAACGUGGAAUUAUUGGACCAUCCUCCAUAUAGUCCCGAUCUAAGUCCUAACGAUUUCUUCACUUUCGCGAAAACUAAAAACAGACUGCGUGGUCAAAGGUUUCAGUCACCAGAAGAAGCAGUUGACGCAUUCAAAACUGCCGUUUUGGAUCUGCCAACAAACGAGUGGAAUAAGUGCUUCGGAAAUUGGUUCGAGCGCAUGCAGAUGUGUAUUAAUCAUCGUGGAGAAUACUUCGAAAAACAAUAAAGUCAUUUGAAAC